Messenger RNA from Drosophila albomicans, 1170 nucleotides. RefSeq names its product PRA1 family protein 3. Bases 303 to 932 code for a protein of 209 amino acids. The transcript has a single exon. Gene Ontology annotation, cellular component: membrane. NCBI's taxonomy places the organism in Eukaryota, Metazoa, Arthropoda, Insecta, Diptera, Drosophilidae. The record is from RefSeq and is a predicted model, not a curated record.
AUAAGCGAUCCUCUACACUGGACACUCACGGUGGACGUUACACGGAUUCCGAGGAAGACAACGACACUUGGCAGACGACAGACGAACGUGCGCGUCUCUUGCCCCACGUUGCUCGUGAGGAAUCAUCAAAGAAUUUUAGCUUACGGCCGAAAUUAAGACAAUUAGCAUCUCAGCUGUUUGACAACGAGGAAGUGCAACAAUUCACGCGUGGACUACGUCAAGUUAAUUACCAGAGGCUAGCGCAAGAAGUGCAGCAGAAAAACAACACUAAUCGCAAGCAAUACUCCAACUUCAAGAGCAAAAUGACAACGCCAUCAACGUCUUCCUCCGUUGGCGAUGCGGCUGCCGCAUUGUCCGGCAAUCUGCAGUUGCCUCCGCUCCGCACGCUGGAUGACUUUGUCCUGGGUUCGGCACGCUUCCAGCUGCCCAAUCUCAAGGACUUUGACAAGUGGGGCAAUCGUGUGGUCAAGAAUCUGUUGUACUAUCAAACCAACUAUUUCCUCGUCUUUCUCGCCAUCUACGGUGUGAUGAUUGCCUUCAAUCCGACGAAAAUCCUUAGUGGUUUGAUCGUGCAAGCCCUGCUCAUUGCCAUCAUCUGGCAAUUCUUUAGCAGCAAGUCCAAGACCAGCUUUAUUGCCAGCCGCCUCACCGGAGGCAAUCAGAUCCUUGCCGCCCAGCAGGCACAACAGAAGUGGUACAUCUUGGCUGGCGCCUUGUUGGCCAGCUAUUUGUUUUUGCAUUUGAUGAGUGCAGUGCUGUUGACGGCCUUCACGCUGCUGUUGCCCAUCUCGGUGACGUUUAUACACGCCUCGUUGAGGCUGCGCAACAUUAAGAACAAGCUGGCCAAUACCAUCGAGAGCUUUGGACCCUCGACUCCAAUGGGCGCUCUGCUCGAUGCUCUCAAUGUGCGCGCCGAUGCGGUGUUGAACUAAUUGAUGUUGCAGCCGAUGAUGUUGUUGACGACCUUUUCAUUUUUAAAAGUUAUGCAUGCUGAUUAUGCUUCAAAUCACCUGUACUGUAUUUUUGAUCUUUCGUUUUUUUAUAAUGUUUAAAUAUGAUUUUAUUACACAUGUAUUUUUCUAUGCGAUACUCGAUAAAUAAUAAUAGUAUAUAUAUAUGGUACAUAUAAAAAAUGUCAAAUAAAGUUGUCCCUUCACAUAUAUCGUUAAA